AACUAUUAUGUAGUAUGAAGUGUAUGAUUUUUUCUUUGUAAGUUAUGCUCGAUCUGGAUUGUGCUAUUAAAGGGCUUCCCUAGUUGUGUGUGAAAUGAACUUGAAAGAUGAACAGUCUGUAUAUCUUGAUGAAGUUGAGUUCAAAGAUGCUAAUAAAAUGGAGGCUGAACCUGUAAAUGUGAGUGAGUUUCAAGAACUCGUAAAGUUAGCCCUUCCAAAGAUGUACUAUGACUUUUAUGCUGGAGGAGCAGAAGACCAGCAUACACUAGAAGAAAAUGUGAAGGCAUUUCAAAGGAUUUUAAUCCGUCCAAGAGUUCUCAUAGAUGUAAGCAGAACAGAUACAUCGACAACUAUUAUGGGUUACAAAACCUCGGCUCCAAUCAUGAUUGCUCCAACAGCCAUGCAUAAGUUAGCACAUCCUGAAGGGGAAGUUGCAACAGCCAGAGCUUCAGCCACUGCCAAUGUUAUUAUGGUGUUGUCCUUCAGUUCAACAUGCACGAUCGAGGAAGUUGCUUCUAGCUGCAAUGCAGUUCGUUUCUUCCAAUUAUAUGUGUACAAGAGGCGGGAAAUAUCAGCUUUCAUGGUGCAAAGAGCUGAAAGAAAUGGAUUCAAGGCUAUAAUUCUUACUGUUGAUACUCCUAGACUUGGGCGAAGGGAGGCAGACAUUAAGAAUAAGAUGGUUGCACCUCAAUUGAAGAAUUUUGAAGGGCUCAUUUCCACAGAAGUGAAUACUGAUAAGGGUUCAAAUCUUGAAGCAUUUGCCUCAGGUGUCCUUAAUGCUUCAUUGUGUUGGAAGGACAUAGGAUGGUUGAAAUCCAUUACAAGUUUGCCUGUACUCAUUAAGGGGGUUCUCACCCGAGAAGAUGCAUUAAGAGCCUUGGAAGUAGGUGUUGCAGGAAUUAUUGUUUCUAAUCACGGAGCACGUCAGCUAGACUACAGUCCGGCCACUAUCAAUGUUCUAGAAGAGGUGGUUGUUGCUGUACAAGGGAAAAUUCCAGUUCUUUUUGAUGGAGGAGUGAGACGGGGAACUGAUAUAUUCAAGGCCUUAGCUCUUGGUGCACAUGCUGUGAUGAUUGGGAGACCAGUUAUCUAUGGUUUGGCUGCAAAGGGAGAGCACGGGGUGAGCCAAGUGAUCAAUAUGCUGAAGGAUGAGCUUGAGCUCACCAUGGCCCUAUCAGGAUGCUGCACUGUGAAGGAUAUAUCUAGAAGCCACUUGAGCACCGAGAUUGAUAGACUCCACUGCAGACUGUAGUUCUUCUAUGUUGUGUUCGCCGUUUGUCGUUUUCCCUGUGCAUCCAUAUAUUGUUACUUAUUGGAACAAUAACUAUAGUCAACUAAAGUAUUAGCUUAAGUGUACUACGUGUGACUGAUCUGAGAUACUGUAUUGUAUUCCUUUCACAUUUACAUUAGGAAUUGCAUCGUUCUUUUU
Messenger RNA from Sesamum indicum (sesame), 1429 nucleotides. RefSeq names its product peroxisomal (S)-2-hydroxyacid oxidase GLO4. NCBI's taxonomy places the organism in Eukaryota, Viridiplantae, Streptophyta, Magnoliopsida, Lamiales, Pedaliaceae. The record is from RefSeq and is a predicted model, not a curated record. Gene Ontology annotation, molecular function: FMN binding; oxidoreductase activity.